Penicillium taxi is the source of this 2286-nucleotide messenger RNA. Its product is annotated as neutral/alkaline ceramidase. Gene Ontology annotation, cellular component: extracellular region. Bases 1 to 2286 code for a protein of 761 amino acids. Gene Ontology annotation, biological process: ceramide catabolic process; long-chain fatty acid biosynthetic process; sphingosine biosynthetic process. The record is from RefSeq and is a predicted model, not a curated record. The transcript has 2 exons. NCBI's taxonomy places the organism in Eukaryota, Fungi, Ascomycota, Eurotiomycetes, Eurotiales, Aspergillaceae. Gene Ontology annotation, molecular function: N-acylsphingosine amidohydrolase activity.
AUGCCACAUCUUCAAUUUGGCGUCGUUCUCGCUGCGACUAUCAUCUUGUUGAUGGUCUCUGUGCAAUUAAUUGCAGUGUUCACAGGGAAAAGUGACCGGAUUCCCACGCCUAGCUUUCCGCGCAGCUUCAACCAGUCGAGAAUCCAAACCAACACUACGGCUAAUAGUGAGACGUUCUUAAUAGGCGCUGGCAAGGCUGAUAUGACAGGUCCAGUGGUUGAGAUUGAUUUCAACGGCUAUGCAGGCAUAAAUCAAGUGGGAACGGGGUUGCGACAGAGAAUAUACUCUCGCGCUUUCGUCAUUGCAAAUCCCAGCCAACCAGAUGAUACGUUUGUCUACCUUGUUCUCGAUGGUGUUGCUGGUGAUACCGCUGUGCGACGUGGAGUCUUAGAAGGUCUCUCGGCAUUGGGUGGCAAUUACUCACGCUACGGCGAGCAAAAUGUUGCGUUGACGGGCACUCAUUCACACUCUGGACCUGGAGCAUGGAUGAACUACCUUCUUCCGCAAAUUCCGACUAGGGGCUUUGACAAGCAAAGUUACCAGGCUAUCGUGGAUGGAGUGAUUUUAUCAAUCCAGCGCGCUCACAAAAACCUGACACCAGGCCGUCUUUCCUUUGGAUCCAUCGACCUGGAAGAUGCGAAUAUCAAUCGCAGUCCGUAUGCAUACGAUCAGAACCCACCGCAGGAAAAGGCUCGAUAUUUGUCGAACGUGGAAAAGACCUUGACACUCCUGCGGUUUGAUCGAGAGUCAGAUAACAAGACGGUAGCUGUUCUUUCUUGGUUUCCAGUUCAUGGUACAUCAUUGUACAACAACAAUACCCUGGUUACUGGGGACAAUAAGGGAGUUGCUGCCUAUCUUUUCGAGCGAAGUACUAUCGGUGACUCGAGGUUUACCGACGAUGCUGUUAUCGGCUUCUCACAGGCCAGUGUCGGCGAUACAUCCCCCAACAUCUUGGGCGCAUGGUGUGAGGACGGAUCUGGUACUAUGUGCACAUACACUGAUAGCGUCUGUGGUCACACAAACGAAGCCUGUCAUGGAAGGGGUCCGUUCUUCCGUGAGCAAGAUAAUGGUGCCAAAAGCUGUUUCGAAAUCGGCCGACGCCAAUACUCGGCGGCCAAGAAGCUUUAUGGGCAGAUGAGCUUCAAAGCGACCUCGAUCGUUGGCAGUUCGUUUGUUAGAUCAUUCCAUGUUUACCAUGAUUUCAAUAACUUCACCUUCUUGUCUCCUUUCACGUACAGAAUCUUGAGGACGUGCCCUGCUGCUCUGGGAUAUUCGUUUGCUGCCGGAACUACAGAUGGGCCAGGCGCGUUUGAUUUUACUCAGAAUGCCACUGGUCCGGCAACCGGUAACCUCCUGUGGAGAUUCGCUCGGGAAUUUAUUCAUCAUCCCAGUGAAGAUCAGAUAAGAUGCCAGGGAGCGAAAAAUAUCCUUUUGGAUGUUGGGACUCUUACGCAGCCUUACGAGUGGGCGCCCGGCAUUGUCGACAUCCAACUUCUCCGAGUGGGGCAGCUGAUCAUUAUUGUCUCCUCCAGUGAGGUGACUACCAUGUCUGGAAGACGGUGGAAGGAGGCGAUCGCUAGGAGUGUGCAGCAUACCCUUUCUGAAUCCGACCCACUGGUCGUGCUGGGUGCCCCGGCCAACAGCUAUGCUCACUACGUUACAACAGAAGAAGAGUACAGUGCACAGCGCUACGAAGGAGCUUCCACCCUAUACGGACCCAACACCCUCGCGGCAUACGUCAAUCUGACCCUGACCUACCUGCCGUACCUGGGAAGCGCCCGUGAUAUCGUGAACCUGCCAACCAUCUCCCCAGGGCCCAGGCCACCCGUCAACACCAAUCGAUCGUUGAGCUUCAUUACUGGUGUGGUGUAUGACGGUGCACCAUUUGGGAAAUCUUUUGGCGACGUCCUUUCCAAUCCCGGAAAUAAAACCUAUGGACGCGAAGACGUCGUCAAUACCACCUUUAUUGGCGCCAACCCCCGAAAUCAUCUCCACCUGGAAUCCACUUUUGCAACCGUUGAAUACCAAUCGAGCCCUACCAAUUGGGUAGUUGUGCGCAAUGACCGUGAUUGGAAUCUGCUAUUCUUGUGGAAGCGAACUGAUACCAUCCUUGGACGCAGCGAGGUGACUAUCUCAUGGAAGAUCGAGGACAGCUAUUACAGCGUUGAUGAUCCCAACACUCUUCAAGCUGGAUACUAUCGUAUGCAUUAUUAUGGCGACUCAAAGGAUCCACUCGGGAAGAUCACGCCCUUUGAGGGCAUCGGGGGAAAAUUCAGGGUGGCGUAG